AGGCCCGCGAUCUCGUAGCUCCCCCUCCCUUCCCUCUGCCUCCCGGGCUCCGGCUGCAGCGUCAGCCUCGGUCCGGCCUCUGUGGCUGCCGCGGCCCCGAUCCCUCGGCUUCAGCCCCUGCGUCCCUUGGCGCCUCUCGGCCCCGAUCCGCAGCGCCGCCCAUCCUCGCCCCCCCGGCGCCGGCCUAGGCCGCGGCCGCAGCCCCGCGCUCGCGUCGGCGCCGCCCGCUCCCGGCCCGCCCCCUAUGGGCCCCGGCUAGAGGCGCCGCCGCCGCCGGCCCUCGGAUCCCCGAUGCUGGCCCGGAGGAAGCCGGUGCUGCCGGCGCUCACCAUCAACCCCGCCAUCGCCGAGGGCCCGUCCCCCACCAGCGAGGGCGCCUCCGAAGCAAACUUGGUGGACCUGCAGAAGAAGCUAGAGGAGCUAGAACUUGAUGAGCAGCAGAAGAAGCGGCUGGAAGCCUUCCUCACCCAGAAGGCCAAGGUCGGGGAGCUCAAGGACGAUGACUUUGAAAGGAUCUCGGAGCUGGGAGCCGGGAACGGUGGGGUGGUCACCAAGGUCCAGCACAGACCCUCGGGCCUCAUCAUGGCAAGAAAGCUGAUCCACCUGGAGAUCAAGCCAGCCAUCCGGAACCAGAUCAUCCGUGAGCUGCAGGUGCUGCAUGAGUGUAACUCCCCGUACAUCGUGGGCUUCUACGGGGCCUUCUACAGCGACGGCGAGAUCAGCAUCUGCAUGGAGCACAUGGAUGGUGGCUCCCUGGACCAGGUGUUGAAAGAAGCCAAGAGAAUCCCCGAAGAGAUCCUGGGGAAGGUCAGCAUCGCGGUUCUGCGGGGCCUGGCGUAUCUCCGGGAGAAGCACCAGAUCAUGCACCGAGAUGUGAAGCCAUCCAACAUCCUUGUCAACUCCCGAGGGGAGAUCAAGCUGUGCGACUUUGGGGUGAGCGGGCAGCUCAUCGACUCCAUGGCCAACUCCUUCGUGGGGACGCGGUCCUACAUGUCUCCGGAGCGGCUGCAAGGCACUCACUACUCGGUGCAGUCAGACAUCUGGAGCAUGGGCCUGUCCCUGGUAGAGCUGUCCAUUGGAAGGUACCCCAUCCCCCCGCCGGACGCCAAGGAGCUGGAGGCCAUAUUUGGCCGGCCCAUGGUCGACGGCGCGGAAGGAGAGCCUCACAGCAUCUCGCCGCGGCCGAGACCCCCCGGACGCCCCAUCAGCGGUCAUGGGAUGGACAGCCGGCCGGCCAUGGCAAUCUUUGAGCUGCUGGACUACAUCGUGAACGAGCCUCCUCCCAAGCUGCCCAACGGCGUCUUCACCCAGGACUUCCAGGAGUUUGUAAAUAAAUGCCUAAUUAAGAACCCAGCAGAGCGAGCAGAUCUGAAGAUGCUCAUGAGUUCCGUGGUUCCAGAUCAGAUGUUCUCACCCAGGCGACUCUGCCCCCGUGGAUCCCUGGGCCACAUCUGGGGACGUCUGUGGUUGUCACACCUGGGGGGACUCCUGGCGUCGAGCGGGUCGGGGCAGGGAUUCUGCUUCACACCCCGCAGUGCCCGGGACGCCCCACAGAGGAACCACGCCUUCAUCAAGCGGUCCGAGGUGGAAGAAGUGGAUUUUGCCGGCUGGUUGUGUAAAACGCUGCGGCUGAACCAGCCCAGCACGCCCACGCGCACCGCCGUCUGACGGUCCCACCACCGACAGACCCGCUCCCCCCCCCCCGCCCCUCCCGCUGCACCCUCCGCGGGGAUGCGCGCGUGGCCCUCGGACCCGGGGAGGCCGACGCCGCUGUGCUGUCUUCUUAGAACCUGCUUCCUUAGGUUUAAAGAAAAAAACCGAAACAAAACAGGGAAAGAAAACGCAAACGUGCCGGUUGUGCUUCUUGUGCCUCGUCCUUGGGGUGUCAGCCUUGGUCCAGCCCGGGGUGGGCGCCUCUGCGAGGGCGGCCCCACCCCCGAGAGACGGGCCUGGCGUCGGGCACUGGCUUUGCUCCUUUCCCAGGGCUGAAGCCUCGGGGGGACCCCCAGCCGUGGGUGACUUUCACCAGAAGAGAAGGGGGCUGCCGCCUUGGGGUGCGUGUGUGCCCCCAGCCUGGCAUCUGCCCCUUGGAGGUGGCCCUCCCAGCCCGCAAGAGCCAUCGGGCCCAGUGGCUCUCGUGGGGUCCCCUCCCCGCCCCCCCGCCCCGGCGGCUCCAGCCUCGGGCCAUGCAGCCUGUCCUCAGCAGUGCGUGACCUGCCCCCUGGGAGGGACCUCCGGGUCCUCUCCUGUGCUUCGGGGAACAGAGACUUCUGACAGCUCGCAGCAGCCUGAGCUGACACUCGCUCCGCAGAAAGGAAGCCUUGGGUUUCCAAGCUGUCCUGUGGUUGAAGCCCCAGCAGAUCCUGCAGAUAAGGCCCGCUCCCCUAUGCCUGCAGGCCGACAGAUGUGGGCGGGUGGCUCUGUGUCACCUCCGCUCACCCAGCAAAUCAGAAGUGACCACCCAAGGCACGUCACUGUCUCGGGCCUUGAACCGUUCGACCGCAGCGGAUCGGAAAUGAGAUGGUGGGGGUGAGGCUGUCCUUACUCCUGGUGGCCAUUGAGGUGUCCAGCCAGGCCCCCUGCAGGGGUCUGCAUGAGGUCCGAGGCCCGAGACCCAGCCUUUCCGCCUUCAGGGCCGUACCACCUCCAACGGAGAAGGCCUCCUCUGGGCCAUCGGGCAGUAGGAAGUGGUGGAGGGCAGGGCUGCUUCUAAGGCUUCCCCUCCUGCAGGCUCUCUGAAGAUGAAGCUGUGAGUCUCCCCACAACCCCAAUACUUCCUGAAGGCUUGAAACGAGCCGAUAUUUAUCUGUGAUAAAUCGCAGAGGAAGGGUUCUCGUAGAGCAGCGGUCCUGGUGCAAGCCACACCGGCCCCGCGUUUCUGGAGAAGGUACAGCUGAAGGUGGGGGACUGUGGCCCUCUGGGAACUGCUGGGUCCUUUUCUUCCUAGGGAGACCCUUCAAGUCUCCUCUGUUUUUUCCCGUGGUCACCAAAGAGAAGACAAGUUGGUAGCUGUUCCAACCAGCUUUCCAGAUUUCUGCCACCUCGUAGUUGCCCCCAAAGUCUUUCCUGAUUUAGAAAAGAAUAAAAAAGAUAACUAAAA
Messenger RNA from Balaenoptera musculus (blue whale), 3100 nucleotides. It is a transcript of the gene MAP2K2, whose product is annotated as mitogen-activated protein kinase kinase 2. NCBI's taxonomy places the organism in Eukaryota, Metazoa, Chordata, Mammalia, Artiodactyla, Balaenopteridae. The transcript has 12 exons. The record is from RefSeq and is a predicted model, not a curated record. Gene Ontology annotation, biological process: protein phosphorylation. Gene Ontology annotation, molecular function: ATP binding; protein kinase activity. The coding region runs from base 292 to 1668 and encodes 458 amino acids.